AUGGCGAGUAGUAACAGUGAAAGUAUCAACCUUGACAGCCUCAGUGCCCAACAACUUAGCCAAGUCAAGAAGCAACUCGAUGAGGAACUGGAGCAUCUAACCUCCUCCUUUGCCCAAUUGCAUGCCGCCCAGUCUAAAUUUCGAGAAUGCCUACGCUGUGUUCAGGACAAAAACAAGUCACCUGCUCUUCGGGAGAACAACCCGAUUCUUGUUCCCCUUACCAAUUCCCUCUACGUGCGCGGUACACUCUCGGACCCAUCUCACGUCGUCGUAGAUAUCGGCACCGGAUUUUACGUUGAAAAGGAGACCAAGUCAGCAGCAGAAUUCUACGAGAACAAGGUGGGCGAGGUGGGGGCAAGUAUCAAGGACCUGGAAUCAAUCGUCCAAGGUAAAACGAACAACGUCCGCGUUGUCGAGGAAGUUCUGAGGCAAAAGAUGGUUACCGGAACUCAGUAG
Messenger RNA from Hypoxylon fragiforme, 456 nucleotides. Its product is annotated as Prefoldin alpha subunit. The coding region runs from base 1 to 456 and encodes 151 amino acids. Gene Ontology annotation, cellular component: prefoldin complex; cytoplasm. The transcript has 5 exons. Lineage: Eukaryota; Fungi; Ascomycota; Sordariomycetes; Xylariales; Hypoxylaceae. The record is from RefSeq and is a predicted model, not a curated record. Gene Ontology annotation, biological process: regulation of DNA-templated transcription; protein folding.